This is a messenger RNA of Symbiodinium pilosum, 3702 nucleotides long. Lineage: Eukaryota; Dinophyceae; Suessiales; Symbiodiniaceae. The record is from the annotation of a GenBank genome assembly.
AUGCUUGCCGAUCAGGUGCAACGUUAUCUGCAGGAACGCUGUCCAGUCAGUCGUGUACGACAGGUACUUGAGCAGCCACCAAGAUUUGCCGAAGAAGUCUGGCAGGGGCUCGCUGAGCUGGGUUUGCUGGGCACCGCUGUGCCCGAGAGCUAUGGUGGUACCGGUGCCGGUUAUGCGGAGCUGUGCCUCGUUGCUCAGCAGAUCGGUCGCCACAUCGCACCAGUGCCAUUCGGUUCUACAGUCUAUCUGCUGACAGAAGCGCUGUUGCAAUUCGGUUCGGAAGCGCAGAAGCAGCAAUGGUUACCAAAAAUCUGUAGCGGUGAAGUCAAAGGUGCGCUGGCGACGACCGAGGCGCUUGAGCAACUGGCACAGGCGCAGGUGCAUGCCAGUGUGGAAGCCGGUCGUCUCAGCGGCGAGAAGCUCAUGGUGGCUGAUGGCAGCAUUGCAGAUGUCUACCUGGUGCUGGCAAAACAGAAUGAUCAACUGGGUUUGUACCUGGUGCCCGCGGACGCUUCGAUUCAGACCUCUACGGUUGAUUCGGUAGACCUCAGUCGUGAUGUUGCCCAUGUCACUUUUGACAAUACCCCUGCAGAGCUUCUGCACGAACAAGGCUGGUCCGGUUUACAAGCACUUUACCAGCGUGCAGCGGUCCUGUUUGCUUUUGAACAGCUGGGUGGUGCUCAGAGAGCGCUUGAAAUGGCGGUAGAUUACGCCAAGGAACGUUUUGCAUUCGGGCGUGCCAUUGGGUCAUUCCAGGCGAUCAAACAUAUGCUGGCAGACAUGUUUGUUGCCAUGAAACUGGCGGAAUCAAACUGUUACUACGCGGCAUGGGCAUUGGACAACAAUGCACCUGAAUUACCCCUGGCUGCGGCAACGGCCCGGGUAGGUGCCACUGAAGCCUUUCAGUUAUGUGCCCGCGACAACAUUCAGGUGCAUGGCGGUAUGGGGUUUACCUGGGAGUUUGAUUGUCACCUUUAUUAUCGACGCUCUAAUUUUCUGGCGCUCGAGAUUGGCGGUUUAAGUGAAUGGGAAGACCGGCUUGCCCAGGCCGAGUUUCGUAACGAGGUUAAAGCGUUCAUUAAAGCCAGUGCGCCACACUACCUGGCAGAAAAUCUGCAGAAGAGUGGUUUUGGCAACACUAAUACGGGUGAGUAUGACACCCUCGAAGAAGCCAAGAAGUGGCAACGUACCAAGGCUGAAGCCGGCUGGGCGUGUCUGUCAUGGCCGUCAGAAUAUGGUGGCCGCGACGCCAGCCCAAUUGAAAAUGUCAUCUGGGCUCAGGAAGAAGGUGUGUAUGGACGGUUGUCAGGCACGUUUAUUAUCGGUCAGGGCAUGUGUGCGCCUACCUUGAUGGCGUAUGCCAGUGAUACACACAAACAGCGCUACCUGCCUAAACUGGCCAGUGGUGAAGAAGUCUGGUGUCAGUUAUUUUCCGAACCCCAUGGCGGCUCGGAUCUGGCUGGGCUUCGUACCCGGGCGGAAAAAGACGGCGAUGAAUGGGUGAUUAACGGGCAGAAGAUCUGGACGUCCGGGGCGCAGCAUUCGGACUACGGUAUUUUGAUCACCCGUACCGACGCCACCGUGGCCAAACACAAAGGUCUGACCAUGUUUUUCCUCGACAUGAAGUCACCCGGCGUCAAAAUUGUGCCGAUCAAACAAGCCAACGGAAACAGCGAGUUCAACGAAGUCUAUUUUGAUAACGUGCGUAUUCCUGAUCACCAGCGUCUUGGUGAAGUGGGUGAGGGCUGGCGGGUUUCCAUUACCACGCUGAUGAACGAGCGCCUGGCAAUCGGCGGUAGCAUCGCCACGGGUUUCCCUGAAAUUUAUGAUCUGGUCUCGAACCUGUCACUGCAGGGGCAGCCGGCUAUAGACAACGCUGCGGUGCGUUCGAAGCUCGCGCAAUGGUAUGUGAAAGCCUCGGGCCUGAAGAACAGCAGUUCACGCAUGUUAACGGCUUUAGCAAAAGGUGAUAAUCCUGGUCCGGAAGCCUCCAUGGGAAAACUGGUGGCGGGCAAUAUGAUGCAGGAUAUCGCUAAAUUUGCCAUCGACCUGCAGGGGCAGGCUGGCCUGUUAGUAGACCCGGAAAUCGCAGAAGGUGCUGCGCGAUUCCAGGCCAUGCUGCUGCGUUCGCCAGCCGUGCGCAUCGAAGGCGGCACAGACCAGAUUCUGCGCAACAUUAUUGGUGAACGGGUGCUUGGACUGCCUGAAGAUCUGCGCGCGGACAAAGGCAUGCCGUUUAACGAAAUCCCUACAGGGAGCCAGGAACGGGAUCAGCCGAUCCGGCUCUCUACCAAACUGUACCAGGGUCUGGGGAUUAUCCCGGUCUCUUUAAAAGAGCUGGCGUUCAAUACCUUCCUGCUCUUGUACUACAACCAGGUAUUGGGUCUCUCGGCCAGUUACGCAUCCUUUGCUUUGUUGAUCGCGCUGGUUGUGGAUGCGGUAAGCGAUCCCAUUGUCGGCUCCUUUUCCGAUAACUUCCGCCAUCGCCUGGGCCGGCGUCAUUCGCUGAUGUACGCCGCGUCUGUGCCGUUUGCCCUGUGUAUCUAUUUACUGUUCUCGCCGCUGCCAGCCGUUGCAGACUAUCUGCAUGUCUGGCUGUUGGUAUUCGCCCUUGGUACCCGUCUGAGCUUUACCUUUUUUGCGGUUCCCUGGAAUGCGAUGUUUGCGGAACUGUCUGAUGACUAUAAAGAACGCAGCGAGCUCAUCUCUUAUCGCUUUGCGGUGGGCUGGAUAGUCGGCAUUGUGUUUGUUUUUUCGAUCUACUCCUUCAUAUUUGUCGCCAGUGACGCCUACCCUCAAGGCCAACUUAACCCUGCGCAUUACCAGACGUUUGCACUGGUGCUGUCGCUUACGGUGUUUGCUGGUGCGUUUUUGACGACCCACCUCACUCGGGAUCAGAUUCCAUAUCUGCGUCAGCCACCAGCGUCAUUACGCCGUUUCAGUUUGCCUGUGCUGUGGGAGGAAUUAGGUCUGGCGGUAAAAAACCGCAAUUUCCGGGUGCUGAUAUUUGCGGUACUCGCCAGCGCUGUGGUGGGCGGUACCAACCAGGCCCUGCAGAUUUACAUGAAUACCUACUUCUGGGAUUUCAGUGGGGAGCAAUUACGCUGGACGGCCGUAGCAGUGCUGGGUGGCCUGCUGGCUUUUUUUACCGUGCUGCCGUUACAGAAUCUGCUGGACAAAAAAUACCUGCUGGUGGCCUGUGCAGUUUCAAUCAUGGUGGUCACUAUGGUGCCCGUCACCUUGCGACUGCUUGAACUUGCGCCUGCCAACGGUACGCCGGGGCUGGUGGUGAUGAUUGUUAUCGCGGCGACCAUUUCUGCCUAUUUCGGCACCAUCGCGUUGAUUAUGUUCACCUCCAUGGUGGCAGAUACCCUGGAUGUACAGGAGUAUGAAACAGGGCUGCGCCAGGAGGGGUUGUUUAAUUCCGUGAUGACGUUUUCCAGUAAAGCGACCACCGGCGCAGGUAUUCUGAUUGCGGGCCUGAUUAUCGAUCAUGUGAUUGGCUUGCCCCAGGGCGCGCAGCGCGCGCAGAUCACCCCGGAGAUGAUCUUCAGAAUAGGCAUUGUUGAUGCUUACGUGGUGCCGCUUUUCAACGUGGUGUGGUUAAGCCUGGUGUUGAAGUACAGUAUUACUCGGGACGAACAUACACAGAUCCAGCAGGUGCUGGCGCGCAGGCGUAUGCCGGAUUCGUUGGAGAGUUAA